Ylistrum balloti is the source of this 396-nucleotide messenger RNA. Its product is annotated as caveolin-1-like. The coding region runs from base 1 to 396 and encodes 131 amino acids. Gene Ontology annotation, biological process: caveola assembly. Lineage: Eukaryota; Metazoa; Mollusca; Bivalvia; Pectinida; Pectinidae. The record is from RefSeq and is a predicted model, not a curated record. Gene Ontology annotation, cellular component: caveola. Gene Ontology annotation, molecular function: molecular adaptor activity. The transcript is spliced from 2 exons.
AUGGCUGAACAAGAGGUUGAUCUCCUCAAUAGGGAUCCAAAUGGACUUAAUGAGCACGCACAGAUCGCUUUUGAAGAUGUCCUCGGUGAGCCAGAAGGUUCCCAUAGCAUCGACUGUGUCUGGACCAACAGUUACAAGUGCUUUACAUGCGGAAAGAACUGUUGCUACAAGUUCAUGACAACUUUGUGCGGUAUCUGUAUCGGUCUGUACUGGGGAUGUGAGUUCGCCAUAAUCACCUUCAAUGCUGUCUGGUGCUGUACACCUACUCUUAAAGCCUAUGGCAUUGUCUGUGGAAUUGUUCAAAAGUUCUUCGGUACAUGCGUCACCUGCUGUUUGGCUCCUCUCUGCGAAACAUUUGGAUUAAUAUUCAGCAAGAUUCAAAUGACGAAGUCUUAA